UCCGCUCCCCCAGCGCUCGCCGCCGCCGCCGCCGCCGACUGCUGCCUCCGCGCGGACCGUGGAGCGGGGUCGCAGCCGCCCGACCGCCCUGCGGUGGGCCAGGAUGUCGGGCUUCUUGGAGGAGCUGCUCGGCGAGAAGCUGGUGACGGGCGGCGGCGAGGAGGUGGACGUGCACUCGCUGGGCGCCCGCGGCAUCUCGCUGCUGGGUCUCUACUUCGGCUGCAGCCUCAGCGCCCCCUGCGCGCAGCUCAGCGCCAGCCUGGCCGCCUUCUACGGGCGCCUGCGGGGGGACGCGGCGGCCGGGCCGGGGCCGGGGGCGGGGGCCGGGGCGGCGGCGGAGCCCGAGCCGCGGCGGCGCCUGGAGAUCGUCUUCGUGUCCUCGGACCAGGACCAGCGGCAGUGGCAGGACUUCGUGCGGGACAUGCCGUGGCUGGCGCUGCCCUACAAGGAGAAGCACAGGAAGCUCAAACUUUGGAACAAAUACCGAAUUUCCAACAUUCCAUCGCUAAUAUUCCUCGACGCCACCACUGGGAAGGUUGUGUGCAGGAACGGGCUGCUGGUGAUCCGAGAUGACCCAGAAGGUCUGGAGUUCCCCUGGGGGCCUAAACCCUUCCGGGAAGUCAUUGCAGGGCCCUUGCUUCGAAAUAACGGGCAGUCCCUGGAGAGCAGCAGCCUGGAGGGGUCUCACGUGGGCGUCUACUUCUCCGCACACUGGUGUCCGCCCUGCCGAAGCCUCACCCGGGUCCUGGUGGAGUCCUACCGGAAGAUCAAGGAGGCCGGCCAGAGCUUCGAGAUCAUCUUCGUUAGUGCAGACAGGUCGGAGGAGUCCUUCAAACAGUACUUCAGUGAGAUGCCCUGGCUCGCCGUCCCCUACACUGACGAGGCCCGGCGGUCACGCCUCAACCGGCUGUACGGAAUCCAAGGCAUCCCCACGCUCAUCGUGCUGGACCCGCAGGGCGAGGUGAUCACGCGGCAGGGGCGGGUGGAGGUGCUGAACGACGAGGACUGCCGGGAGUUCCCCUGGCACCCCAAACCCGUGCUGGAGCUCUCCGACUCCAACGCCACGCAGCUCAACGAGGGCCCCUGCCUCGUCCUUUUUGUAGAUUCUGAGGAUGACGGAGAGUCCGAGGCAGCCAAGCAGCUGAUUCAGCCAAUAGCUGAGAAAAUCAUUGCCAAGUACAAAGCCAAAGAGGAGGAGGCGCCGCUUCUGUUCUUCGUCGCUGGGGAGGAUGACAUGACUGACUCCCUGCGAGAUUACACCAACCUGCCUGAGGCGGCCCCUUUGCUCACCAUCCUGGACAUGUCGGCCCGGGCCAAGUACGUGAUGGACGUGGAGGAGAUCACCCCCGCCAUCGUGGAGGCCUUUGUGAAUGACUUCCUAGCAGAGAAGCUCAAACCGGAGCCCAUCUAGCGUGGCUCCGGCCUCCUGAGACGUUAUUUAAAACUCAGCCUUCUCCUCCUCCUCCCCCUCCUUCCCUCCGCCCUCGGACUUACCCAGCGUGCCCCGAAUCACACCACCCAAGUGUCCAGCCUCUCUGUGGUGCCUUGUUUCUGCAUUAAACUCCUCAGCCAGCGCCCCGGGGUGCGGAAUCCAGCAGCGGCAGAAUCCACCGUGUUUGGGAGCGUGGGGUGGCUGGGGGCAUGGCCCGGCCAGAGUGGGGGCUGCGUCACUCUCGCAAAGUCACUUGCUUUUGGUGAAAGAUUUGCCAGGGUGUUCCAGGGCAGAGUGAGCGUGGAGGGCCAGUGGCCCCCACUCGGGCUGGGACUCGGGCAUCGGCACCCACAGAGCCCCGGACGGCCAGAGGGGAACCUCCGGGGGACACCUGUGUGGAGGCAGAGCUGAGAAAGGGCCUGAGCCUCAGUGGGCCUCAGCUUAGAGCUGCGGUGAGAACAUCCUUUUCUAAGCGACACAGUCUUUCUUGGUCUGAGAGAAAAGCAGCCCACUCGUGUGUUCUCGGGCAGGGGAUCUCCAAACGCAAAAGGAAGCUUGUGGAGGUUUUUUGGGUGAGAAAAAAAAAUGUAGCUAAGGUAAUGGUUCGUAUAGUAACGGCUAAUGUUUAUGGAGCUCCCGCCUCCUGAUGAGAGCUCCUCAUUCUUUUCUUCCUUGACCUUGAAGUCUCUGCCUGCUCAUACAAAGAGCUCCCACCAUCUUGGAAUUCUGAUAACGAAUCCUUCUCUUUGGGCAUCUUCCCAAGAAACUUAGCCCUGAGUCCUAGGAGGAGCACCUCUGAACCAGCACAGACCUCUGACUCCACCCAGCUCUGUGCCCGAGGCCCCGAUCUCUGGUGAGGUGCCCACGCCCACAUUUGAUCACCCCUGCCAUUGCCUUUUUUCUUUUUUCUUUUGAGAUGGAGUCUUGCUCUGUCGCCCAGGCUGGAGGGCAGUGGCAUGAUCUCGGCUCACUGCAACCUCCGCCCCCAAGGUUCGAGUGAUUCUUCUGCCUCAGUCUCUGGAGUACCUGGGAUCACAGGCGAGCGCCACUGGACCUGGCUAAUUUGUGUAUUUUUAGUAGAGGCAGGGUUUCACCAUGUUGGUCAGGCUGGUCUCAAACUCCUGACCUCAGGUGAUCCACCCGCCUUGGCCUCCCAAAGUGCUGGGAUUACAGGCGUGAGCCACCGCACCCGGCCCGCUUUUCAAAGCAGAACUACAAAGAUGAGAAAUUACCAGAAGCCUCGCCUUUUCCUAAGCACCAGCAGAAAGAGCUGUGCCCUAGGGUGGAGUGAGGGUGGAGGGCGUGUCAGCCACGAGUGGACCUUGUAUCGCCUUUGCUAGGCCCAGGUAGGUUGUUGGCCUCUUACUUGGGCUGACUUGACCACCGAGAGGGAAAAAAACAACUCUGUUGUCAGGACUGGGGACGGACGGCUUCGGCCGAGCCUUUGAGCCUGGCUCACUCAGGUGUCAGGGACUUGAAACCGCCCUGGGCCUUACCCUUGGCCCCACUCAGCACUCUGCCAACCAAGACCACUGAUGUGGAAAACCCAGUCCCCACCCCCUCAUGAGCUGUUGACACUGUUGUUCCUUGCUGAAUUGGAUUGUUGAUUUGUAGUUCAGAGGCGUACAGCGAGUUGGCGAUUAGACGUUAUGUGACGUUACCAGCCUGAAAUGCGAUCACCCAGUAGGAAAUAAAGCAGGCAUCUCUGGACCUUA
Macaca mulatta (Rhesus monkey) is the source of this 3147-nucleotide messenger RNA. It is a transcript of the gene NXN, whose product is annotated as nucleoredoxin. Gene Ontology annotation, cellular component: nucleus. The record is from RefSeq and is a predicted model, not a curated record. Gene Ontology annotation, biological process: negative regulation of Wnt signaling pathway; negative regulation of protein ubiquitination. NCBI's taxonomy places the organism in Eukaryota, Metazoa, Chordata, Mammalia, Primates, Cercopithecidae. Gene Ontology annotation, molecular function: thioredoxin-disulfide reductase (NADPH) activity.